UCGGGGGAAAUUCACAGACGGCGGAGAGUGUGGACAAGGCGGGGGGUCUCUGAAAAAAGGGGGAAGACAGAUUUAUGAAAUGAUAGGUGGUCGGGCAGUGUUUGGCUGGACUCCGCCACGCACUAGGUCGAGAGGUCUUCAUGUUUCCCCUCACUUUUGGGAUUAAGACUGGCGAUGGCCGCCCGGUGCGACGUGCAGAUACAAUUUAGCGCCGCUGCGACACUCAUCGGAUUCCCUGUUGUUGUAGCCUGGAUACCAACUCUUCACGGUCCUCCCCUCUCUCGCAAUCGCGCUCUCCCUCUGACAGUGCGUGCUCGGCGUGCACCCGCUGCGUAUGCGUAACAGGAGAGUCCUGUGUAGCGACGGGAGAUCCCACUCCAUUCUUUUGAGACCCACGAUGAAGACGCAUGCAAGGAUUUUCCUUUUUUGACAAUCGAAUAGUGAAUAUUUUAUCUAUAUACCCCACGACCCCACUCACUCUCUCUCGUAUUUGUCCCCCUUUCGGACGUCACUAGUAAGCUACGCCUAUCGUGCGUCAGAGCUGACAUGACGACCGAAGUCCCUCAGCAGCAGCUGGACCCUCCACCAGCACCACUGAGAUCCAGCCCGUCAUCCGGCGUCCUUCAUCCGACCAUGCUUAGCCAACAAGACGCCACGGAAAGCUCGUCAACCGCCGUCAAGGGGAAAAAAGCCAGCUCCGGGCUGCGGCGGCCGGAGAAGCCCCCCUACUCAUACAUUGCGCUCAUCGUGAUGGCGAUACAGAGCUCCCCCACCAAGAGACUGACUCUCAGUGAGAUUUAUCAGUUUCUCCAGGCUCGGUUCCCCUUCUUCAGGGGCUCCUACCAGGGUUGGAAAAACUCGGUCAGGCACAAUCUUUCGCUCAACGAGUGCUUCAUUAAGCUGCCCAAGGGACUGGGUAGACCCGGGAAAGGUCACUACUGGACUAUCGAUCCGGCCAGUGAGUUCAUGUUCGAAGAAGGUUCGUUUCGCCGCAGACCAAGAGGAUUCAGGAGGAAAUGUCAAGCCCUGAAGCCCAUGUAUCGCAUGAUGAACGGCAUCGGCUUUGGUGCCUCCAUCAUCCCUCAGAGUUUCGAUUUCCAGGCCCCAUCCGCCACCUUCGCGUGCCACAGCAACGGUUAUAAUUUGGAUAUGAUGAGCAACUCGAUGGCCGGGGGGUACGACGGCUUGAGCGGCGGCCACCAUGUUCCCCACAUGUCCCCCAGCCCUGGGUCCACGUACGUGGCCAGCUGCCCCGUGCCAUCAAAUGGUGAAUACGGACCGGACAGCAGCAGUAGUCCCGUGCCAUCCUCUCCGGCCAUGGCCAGCGCGCUGGACGGUCAUUCACAAUACGCCGGCACGUCUGCCCACUGGGCGUCCGGCGGCGGGGCCCCGUAUAUCAAGCAGCAGCCCCUAGCCUCCAGUAGCUCUGCGUCGUCCGGUUUACACUCUGGGAUGUCGCCCUACUCCCUAGAGCAGAGCUACAUCCACCAGAACGCCCGGGACACUCACGCCUCGGACCUUUCAGUCGGGAUCCCGCGGUACCAGAGCCACUCCUCCGUCUGCGACAGAAAAGACUUUUUGUUGAACUUUAACGGAAUCUCCUCCUUCCAUCCAUCGACCAGUGGAUCUUACUAUCACCAUCACCACCACCACCAUCACCAGAGCGUCUGCCAGGACAUCAAACCCUGCGUGAUGUGAACAUUACGAUGGGCUGUUGGAAU
Molecule: messenger RNA, 1721 nt
Organism: Gadus morhua (Atlantic cod)
Lineage: Eukaryota; Metazoa; Chordata; Actinopteri; Gadiformes; Gadidae
Gene: foxf2b
Product: forkhead box F2b
Exons: 2
Coding region: 547-1698 (383 amino acids)
Biological process (GO): regulation of transcription by RNA polymerase II; animal organ morphogenesis
Cellular component (GO): nucleus
Molecular function (GO): RNA polymerase II cis-regulatory region sequence-specific DNA binding; DNA-binding transcription factor activity, RNA polymerase II-specific
Source: RefSeq, a predicted model, not a curated record